Messenger RNA from Didymosphaeria variabile, 279 nucleotides. RefSeq lists its product as uncharacterized. The coding region runs from base 1 to 279 and encodes 92 amino acids. The transcript has 2 exons. Lineage: Eukaryota; Fungi; Ascomycota; Dothideomycetes; Pleosporales; Didymosphaeriaceae. The record is from RefSeq and is a predicted model, not a curated record.
AUGUCUGACACCGCAACCCGUCCCGCUGGCUACAUGAGCGACUCCGAUGACGGCCAGGCUUCCGGCGGCCGCAAGGUCUCCGCUAACGUCGGUGCCAUGCCACAGGCACCUUCAUCCUCGAGCCUCAACCGCCCCGCAGGAUCCAUUGUCAAGGGUCCCGUUGACGACAAUGGCAAGCUGAAGGACGCUGCUUUGCUCCUCGGUAUCAAGCUCGACUUGGAGGCGGAGAUUCACUUGACGGCACGGAUACGUGGAGAUAUUACGAUUGGAUUGUACUGA